Sclerotinia sclerotiorum 1980 UF-70 is the source of this 186-nucleotide messenger RNA. RefSeq lists its product as hypothetical. The record is from RefSeq and is a predicted model, not a curated record. Bases 1 to 186 code for a protein of 61 amino acids. Lineage: Eukaryota; Fungi; Ascomycota; Leotiomycetes; Helotiales; Sclerotiniaceae. The transcript has a single exon.
AUGGACCGAAUCGUGGGUGGAGGCGAACCAAAGAAAAUGAUCUUCCUAGCCAAGAAGAGUGGCAAUAUUUCAUGGAUGGGAACAUGUGGUCGUUACCAGAGGGGUAUAGAGAAACAAUGCAUAUGGCAAGCAGCGGGCGUUCCCUCUAUAUCACAAGCCGUGGAAGGAUCGGACUUUGCUACCUAA